AUAAUUUUUAAGGCUAUGUAUGCUCUGUUCAUAGCUGUUCUAAAACAUUAGCUGUAUUCUCUGUGGUGUACAGUAUAUCCUUGUAGCUUAUUUAUUUUACGCAUAGUAGUUUGUACCCCUUAAUCCCCUCCCCCAUCUUGCCCCUCCCUCUUCUUGCCCCUCCCCCAUCCUGCCCCUCCCCCUGUCUUGCCUCUCCCCCUCUUUAGAACCUUUACUCAUCCCUUCCUUUCUGCUUCCCUCAGAGAGCUGCCGGUGUUCUCAGUCGUACCCUUUCUUUCUCCUUGAAAAUCGUUGAGGAGGCUCUAAGGGCAGGAGUGGUGAAGAAGAUGAUUAAGUUCCUGAAGGCGGGAGGCCAGACUGCAUCACGUUAUGCUGUCAAGAUACUCGCCAUCUGCACCAAUAGUUAUCAUGAAGCUCGAGAAGAAGUGAUAAGAUUGGAUAAAAAGCUCAGCAUUCUGAUGAAGCUGCUUGACUCAGAGGAUGAGAUUGUGGUGGGCAACGCUGCCCUCUGCCUGGGGAACUGCAUGGAGGUGCCGCUGGCAGCCUCCUCCCUGCUGAAUACGGACAUUGUGCAGGUCUUGCUGAAGCUGGCGGGCAGCGAUGCGCAAAAGACGGAUGUCCAGCUCAACGCGGGCAUCGCCCUGGGGAAGCUGUGCACGGCCGAGCCCAGGUGCGCGGGGCUGGACUCUGUGCCUCUCGGAACCCGCGGGGAACCCAGCUACUUCUCUGGAGGAAGUCCCCCGGGGGCACUAGGGAGCUAUUAGGCUGCAGCUGGACUGGGGACGCUUUUAUGAGACAGGGAUCUUUCAAGACACCAAUAGCCAUCAUCUUCUCUCCAGUCCACUCCCACCAUCUCCUCCAUUUCUCUCCUCUUUCUCUCCUUCCUCCUCCUCCUUCCUCUCCCUCUCACACCAUCUCCACUUCU
Molecule: messenger RNA, 925 nt
Organism: Vicugna pacos (alpaca)
Lineage: Eukaryota; Metazoa; Chordata; Mammalia; Artiodactyla; Camelidae
Source: RefSeq, a predicted model, not a curated record